AAUGGCUAUCAGAAACAGAUUGUUCUAGGCAUUUAAUACCGUCCAUAGGUAUAUUACUUAGAAAAUAUUAGAAUUUUUAACGUCGAGGCCAAAUUCUUACCAUACACCUGCACAACUAGAAAUGAAGCCUUAGUAAAUAAUCAUACCAAACAUCAAACCUAUUUACAGUAAUAUUUUUUGUCAGGAUUAGCUUUUCUAAAAAAGAUUAGAAUCUCUAAAAUAUCACUAGAUCCACAUUAGAUGAAUUCUAAAAAAUGGAAUUUAAUGUCAUUACUUAAUUUUAGAGAAAAGGACUAAGUAUAAUUACAUAUGUUAUAAUAGAUGAUCAACAUGUGGACCCACAUUAAAUCAUAUACUAGUUGGAUAGAAUUGAAGUCUUAAGAAAAUUAAAGUAGAUAUUUUUAUUAACUUCUAGAGUCUUGGAAUAGAAUGCAGGAUCAUUUCCAAAAGAUGAAGCUCAAUGCUUAAAACUAAUUGCUAAAGUCCAUCUAGAAGAACCUAAGUAAAGCAAAAUUAUAACCAUUAGCGCUUAAGAAAACUUAGAUAAAUUUAUUGAGGCUAAUCCACAAUGUAGAAGAUUGUUAUACCUUGGAUAAAUUUGAGC
Molecule: messenger RNA, 604 nt
Organism: Paramecium pentaurelia
Lineage: Eukaryota; Ciliophora; Oligohymenophorea; Peniculida; Parameciidae
Source: the annotation of a GenBank genome assembly